GAUUCCGGCAACGCUGCGUCCGGCAUUUCUAGUAAACAAAAUUGUGUUUUAAUAAAAUAUGCAUAUUAUGAGCCGGACGGAUCAAAUUUUUGAGGAUCUCAAAGCCCACUUUCGCGGUCACAGCAAAAUACGUGAGCAGCGGGCACAUAUGUCCAAGGUUCACUCGGUUUGCUGGAACGCUGAUGGCCGCCACCUUGCAUCCGGUUCAUUUGACAAGAGUGUGGCUGUGUAUUCGCUGGAGCGAGACCGCUUUGUCAAAGGCGGCAUCUACCGUGGACACACUGCGUCAGUCGAUCAGCUGUGCUGGCAUAAGACCAAUCCAGAUCUGUUUGCAACAGCCAGUGGGGAUAAGACUGUACGUAUCUGGGACAUUCGGUUAGGUAAAUGUGUUUCGGUAACGAAUACCAAAGGCGAAAAUAUCAAUAUUGCCUGGUCUCCUGAUGGCAAAACAAUUGCUGUGGGCAACAAAGAGGAUCUCAUUACGUUCAUUGAUACACGCACCAACAAAAUUCGCGUCGAGGAACCAUUUAGCUUUGAGGUCAAUGAAAUAUCGUGGAAUAAUACGAAUGACUUGUUUUUUCUCACCAAUGGCUUGGGCUGUAUGCAUGUACUUAAUUAUCCAAGCCUGGAGCACCAGAUUACACUAAAAGCACACCCUGCCAACUGCAUUUGCAUUGAGUUUGGACCCACAGGCAAAUAUUUUGCCACAGGCUCAGCAGAUGCUCAGGUAUCACUUUGGGAUGCCAACGAAUUAUCCUGCUUACGAAUGAUAAGUCGCCUAGAAUGGCCUGUUCGCACCAUCUCCUUUAGCCAUGAUGAACGACUAAUAGCAUCGGCCAGCGAAGAUUCCCUGAUAGACAUUGCCUUUACGGAAACCGGCGAACGUGUCACGGAUAUACGUGUUGAAGCAUCCACCUUCACAGUGGCCUGGCAUCCAAAACAAUAUCUGCUGGCCUAUGCCUGCGACGAGAAGGAGAGUGACAGACGCCGCGAUGCCGGCAAUGUUAAGAUUUUCGGUUUUCCCGAAUAGAUUUUAGGCUUAUAGUCAAUAAAUAUAGAACUAAAACCGUCAAUUAAAAUUGAUACAUCCCUUUUAAUAUAGCAA
Messenger RNA from Drosophila willistoni, 1105 nucleotides. RefSeq names its product THO complex subunit 3 (gene tex). Gene Ontology annotation, biological process: mRNA export from nucleus. Lineage: Eukaryota; Metazoa; Arthropoda; Insecta; Diptera; Drosophilidae. The transcript has 4 exons. Gene Ontology annotation, cellular component: THO complex part of transcription export complex. The record is from RefSeq and is a predicted model, not a curated record. The coding region runs from base 59 to 1030 and encodes 323 amino acids. Gene Ontology annotation, molecular function: protein binding.